UACACCCCAUGUCAUUAUUUCCGGUGCGUCUGUUCCAACAUGGCAGCGCCCGAUACAGUGAGAGGGAUAUCCGAGGAAAACAGCAUUGACACGGUACAAAUAUUACCAGAGUCCACAUCUGGAGAACUGAAAAGACCUCAAUUCGGAACCCGUUUCCUGACAGAUCCUCGUCAGGUUUUUCAGCAUAACGCAUGGGACAAUGUGGAGUGGACAGAGGAGCAAGAGGCUGCAGCCAAAAAGAAGGUGCAAGAAAACAGUCAGCCCCUCCCUCUAGAGAAGCAAGAGGACUUUGACUGUCGGGCAAAUGCAUACUGGAAUGACUUCUACACCAUCCAUGAGAACCGCUUCUUCAAAGACCGCCACUGGCUCUUCACAGAGUUCCCCGAGCUUGCUCCCCAGUGUCGCUUCAACCAGGGGUCCUAUGCUGCCGGUGGCGUGGCUGGGACAUCCUGCCCACACGAUCUGGAUCAAGGCCGGAGCCCAAGCAGUCCAGUUACUGGGCAGCAUCCAGCCCCUGUAGAUGGUGAUUUCCCAGGAUCCAAUGCCACGUACCGCAUAUUGGAGGUGGGCUGUGGAGUUGGCAACACUGUCUUUCCCAUUCUGAAGACCAACAAUGACCCGGGGCUCAUUGUCUACUGCUGUGAUUUCUCCAGCACCGCUGUGGAGCUGGUCAAGAGUAACUCGGACUACGACCCCGGGCGUUGCUUCGCCUUCGUUCACGACCUGAGCGAUGAGGCCGCCGUCUACCCUGUCCCAGAUGCCAGCCUGGAUGUCAUUGUGCUCAUUUUCGUGCUCUCAGCGCUCCACCCUGAUAGGAUGCAGGCCUCCGUCUGCAGACUGGCUCGGCUUCUGAAACCUGGUGGGGUACUGCUGCUCCGGGACUACGGUCGCUAUGACAUGGCACAGCUACGCUUCAAGAAAGGAAGGUGUUUGUCAGACAACUUUUAUGUCCGGGGUGAUGGAACACGAGUCUAUUUCUUCACUCAAGAGGAGCUCCAUGGCUACUUCAGUGAAGCCGGCCUGGAGAAGGUCCAGAACAUGGUGGACCGGCGGCUGCAGGUGAAUAGAGGCAAACAGCUGACCAUGUACCGUGUUUGGAUUCAGUGCAAGUACCGCAAGCCUCAUACCCAACCACCAGAGUGCCAGGACUGAGCCCAGAGAAGCGGAGAGAACAAGCCAACGGAUCAUCGGACCAGUGUCUGGGGUCUGACGCAGAAGUGGGGCCGCUACCCCCCCCCCCCCCCCCCCGGAAAGGGUGCAAAGAAGUGGGACUGCUCUGUUAGACCAUUGUGACGACGGACACCAUGGAAAUUGAUUCAUGGGUGACGUGUGUGCAAAGCGUUAGACAUGUUUUGCUAUUGGGUUCCCUCAGGGCCAUUUUGUCCACGCAGCUUUUGGUUCCCCCAGGUGCUUUUCUAUAAUGUACCCCUAACUUGACUCACAAACGACAUAUGUAGAAAGCUGAUGAUGAGCUCAGCUAAACAAAGGGCUGGAAAACCAACAUGUAUGUUUACAUUCAACACAGUUGUUUGCCAUAAUUCAUUAUUUUAAAUAAAUUGUGCUGAUGAGUUAUUUUAGUAUAUCAUGUUACAUUCACAUCUUUUUAAAAUGAAUAAAAAGCAGUGUGUAAAC
Molecule: messenger RNA, 1632 nt
Organism: Esox lucius (northern pike)
Lineage: Eukaryota; Metazoa; Chordata; Actinopteri; Esociformes; Esocidae
Gene: mettl2a
Product: methyltransferase like 2A
Exons: 9
Coding region: 40-1152 (370 amino acids)
Molecular function (GO): tRNA (cytidine-N3)-methyltransferase activity
Source: RefSeq, a predicted model, not a curated record